UUAUAUUAAAUGAAUCUAAAUUGCUGCUAAUAUAACCUACUCAGUCAAAUGUUUUCACAUUUACUUAAUGUCAAUGCCAUUAUAAUAUUAAAACAGGAUGUAAAAUAAGUUGAAAUGUUUAAAUCCAUCACAAAAAAUUCUAAUGAGAGAAGAGAGGGUUAUUUUCGGGUAUAAAACCCAGAAUUUCUUAGCUUAUCGUCAUCAGUUCAAGCAACAGCAGUUCCAAGAGCAGCCAGCAGCAGAACAGUCUUCUUCGCCAAAACAACAGCCAGCCAGCAGUUUACCAAACAUCUUCAAUAGCCAGUCAAAAGAUUGUCAAAACAACUCUAACAAAUAGACCAGCCAUCAUACUUAGAAAAAGUACCUCAAUUUCUACAAGCUAUUUUCAUAAUGAAAAGAAAAACGGUUACAAAACACGAGCGAAUGUCAUCUUCUGAUGAAGGUUUAUUUGAAAUCGAGAGAUUUAAGAAAUGUUCAAAAACAUUUUUGAUUAAGAAUACUUUAAAUUUUAUAGACUACACGCUUUUUUUUAACUAUGUUAGAGAUAAAUUAAUUUUAAAGUUAAAAGAAUCAUGUUUACAAUCAUCUAUAAAAUUUAAUUUACAUGUGGAUAGCGUAUACGAAAGAAUACUCACUCAAGAAGUUCGGGACAUAGCUUUCAAAACUUCUAAUACACUUGCAUGUAAUUCAUCCGAUUUCAAUAAAUUACUAAAUGGAAUGUUCAAUAAAUUAUUAUCUGAACAAGACCAGUUUUUAGCGAAAGGAUCUGGGUGGUCCCUUAAAAUUAUAGAUGUAUUACAAUUGAGAAUUAAUACAGUGAAUCCUCUCAGAGGAGGAACGUAUCUAGAUCUACCUGAAUAUAUAAAAGAUAAAAGAGCAAUUAUAAAUGUAAAAAAUAACGAUGCUAAAUGUUUUAAAUAUUCAAUACUAUCUAAGUUUGAUAAUCGAUCGAAUAAAACUUAUUUGAAUAAGAAAUAUUUUAAAAUGUUAGAAACAAAAAGUGGUUUAGAUUUUAAAUGUAUUGAUUUUCCAACACCAAUCAGUCAGAUGAAAAAAUUUGAAUGUACAAACGAUGUAUCAAUUAAUAUUUAUAGUUUAAAUGAUAAAAAACAUAUUUUUCCUUUGUAUAUUUGUAAUACUGAAAGAAAAAAACAUUUCGAUCUUUUUCUGUUCAAUAAUGAUGAAACAUCACAUUACUGUUAUAUAAAAAAUUUUUCAAGAUUCGUUAGAAGUCAGAAAACUAAAAAUUAAUGACUUAAUGACUCAGUUUAAAAGCGUUAUCUAGCGGAACAAAAUACAGCAGUAUUAUUAUUUUCAUUGAUUUAUUUACCACUAGAUGACGCUUUUUGUUUUUAUCGAUUGUAGAUAUAUAUAUAGUUUUCAAAACAGACUAAUUAGGAUCAGGAGAUCAUGUGAAAUAAUU
This is a messenger RNA of Metopolophium dirhodum (rose-grain aphid), 1423 nucleotides long. RefSeq lists its product as uncharacterized. Lineage: Eukaryota; Metazoa; Arthropoda; Insecta; Hemiptera; Aphididae. The record is from RefSeq and is a predicted model, not a curated record. The coding region runs from base 391 to 1251 and encodes 286 amino acids. The transcript is spliced from 2 exons.